Molecule: messenger RNA, 1382 nt
Organism: Lytechinus variegatus (green sea urchin)
Lineage: Eukaryota; Metazoa; Echinodermata; Echinoidea; Temnopleuroida; Toxopneustidae
Product: acanthoscurrin-2-like
Exons: 2
Coding region: 133-723 (196 amino acids)
Source: RefSeq, a predicted model, not a curated record
CAAAGCCGUGGUAUAAGAGGGAUGAGGUACCUUGCAUGAAACAGACGCUGCACAACUUGUCAUCAAGGAUAGUACUACUUGUUUUAAAUAAUUGAUAUUCUUCUCUCAACAUUUGGAACAAAUACACCAAUCAUGAACGCUUGUGCUUUAAUAUUUGCAGCAUGUCUUGGAUGUGUCAUGGCCCAGGGAGAACCGUUUGGAGACAUGCCCGACUACGGAGAUCAACUGGUUGGGGGCGGCAGCGUAGUCGGAGGCAACUCGGGAGAAUUUAACAGUUUCGACGUCUUCGGCGCCGCCGCCGCCGCUGCUGCUGGUGCAGUGGGAGGCGGCAUGGGAGGCGGCACGGGCGGCGGUAUGGGCGGCGGCAUGGGCGGAGGAGGCAUGGGCGGAGCAGGAAUGGGUGGUAACGGCGGAAUGGGUAACGGAGCUGGAUUCAACAACGCAUACGGCGGAUACGGCGGAUACGGAAACCCUUACGGCGGUGCCGGCACUGGUAUGAUGGGCGGCGGUGAUCCCUUCAUGGAGGCUGGAGCAUUCGACAACCCAUUCGGCAACAACCCACAUCUUGUCCGUGAUGCCAACGGAAGAGCGCAGGCCGUCUCGGCAUCGACCGUCGCAGGAGCCACGAUCGCCGUCAUCGUUGUCGUCGUCAUCUUCGCCGGAAUCGCUAUUUUCGUCGUCAGGCAAAGAAGAAAUUCACGAGUGAUGAUUGCAUCCGUCUAAACAGACUUUUAUUAACACUUUAAAAACACUAUAUACCCGGCAUCUUUCAUAAUUUUUGUAUAGUUGUUAACUUGCUAUCGUAAACCCCUGUGUAAUCUACAAUAAAGCAAAAAAUGUGACAGAGUCCAUCCAACAUUCAGACAUAAAAUCGACAUUUUGGCCAAGCAGUCGAAAAUGGUCGAUAAUCAUAUGGUUUGCCAUAUAUCUGCUACAAGAUUGAUUGUAUACCUGGAGAGCGUCGCCUGACAGGACUUUUCGGAUAUUUCAUGCGACAGUCGAUGCUUAUCAGCCAAUCAAAAUCAAUGCGAGUUGUGAGGCUUGAUAACCGUUAAGACGACAAAUGUUGAUGAAAGGUUCAAUGCCGUUAUUUCUUCGAACCCAUAUUUCGGCCCACGUAAUUUGGUAUAAUCAUGUUUCAGAUCGCAUAUCAUGUUGGUCUCACUAAUUUCUAUUCAGUAUCAUCAUGCCCAAUGUAUUCAUGAAUCGUUAUCUGUGUAUUUCAUAUUCGAUAUUGUUGUUUUUCAAUCGUUUCCUUUUGUUUGUUUUUCACUUAAUUUUGUGUCGUUUGAAGUGUUGUUUUUAAUAGUUUGUAUAUAUUUUAUAAGAGAAUUAUCAAUCAUACAAUGCUGUCUACUGUUAAAAGAGAAUUAUUUCAUUUA